AUGGGGAGGUUCACCCGCCAUUCCUCAUCCUCAGCAGCGGUGAAGGAGGAGGUGAGCCCCCCGCCGGGGUUCGAGAAGAUGAUGGCCUUGAAGAAGAACGUCGUCCUGGCCGCCCCGCCGCGGUUGAAGAAGAAGGCCGCCGUCAUCACUAGGAAGGAGAAGCACCUGGCGGCGUUGAUGAAGGAGAAGCAGCUAGCGGUGGUGAAGAAGAAUGCCAGGCUAGACAUGCCCUCUUCCUCGGCCGCGGCCUCGAGGGCAGUGGGCAAGAAGCCAGCGGUGGGGCUCGCGGUGGACUCGGAUAGCGAGGAGGAAGGAGAACCCAUGGAGGCAAGGAGGAAGGAGAGGAAGGCCAUGCAAGCAGCGGCGGCAGUGGCGCCUUCUUCCUCAAGGGCAGCGGCCACCAAGAUGUGCGACCACUGCUUGGAGGGAGGAGCCAGGACGUGCCGUUUAUGGCUCUGCGGCGAAGUCGGUGGUUCAAGCUCCACCCAUGGCCAGGUUCGAUAUUAUCAUCUCCCUCUACAUACCAUGCACGAGGCCCUGGACGUAGCUCUGAAACCCAUCAUGAAGAGCAUAGGCAGUCUUCAGCGGAGUAUUGACGAACUCAAGAAAGAGAAGGCUGAGAACGAAUAG
Miscanthus lutarioriparius is the source of this 630-nucleotide messenger RNA. Lineage: Eukaryota; Viridiplantae; Streptophyta; Magnoliopsida; Poales; Poaceae. The record is from the annotation of a GenBank genome assembly.